CCAACGGGGGGCUAUCAUCAAUAAGCAGUGUUAUCGACAGCAUGAGGAGCACUAUUUGUUGCUGCACAACAAACUAAAAUCUCCAGUGACCCGUUAGGAUUAAUUACCAACAGGAUGGCAGACAACGCCAACAGUGACGACGAAUUCCAAGACGCGAUCGGCGAGGAGAUCACCGAGAAGGAGGCAACCAGCACGCGGCUGAGCGAGAAGGAUGUGGACGAAAUCGUGGAGAAGCAGAGCCAACUGGCACUGGAUGACGAAGCGGAGCAGGGUGCGGCUGGCGGGGAUUGCUUAGUGACACCGCCGAGCGUGGACUCAGAACUGUCCAUCGAGGAGCUGCGCGAACGGGAAAAGAAUUUAAGCCCCGAGCAGCUGACGGCGAACAAGGAAAAGGCUGACAAACUGAAGCUGGACGGCAACGAGCUUUUUAAGAACGACGAUCCCGAAGGCGCCGCCAGGACCUACACAGAAGCCCUGGACAUCUGCCCCUCAGACAGCACCAAGGAGCGAGCUGUGCUCUAUGGGAACAGGGCAGCUGCCAAGAUAAAGCUGGAGGCCAACAAAGCGGCCAUCGACGACUGCACAAAGGCCAUAGAACUGUGGCCGGAGUAUGUGAGAGUGCUGCUAAGGCGCGCCAAGCUCUACGAGCAGGUCGACAAACCCGAUGAGGCUUUGGAGGACUAUAAAAAAGUGGCUGAAAUCGAUCCCGGGCAGCAGGAGGCACGAGAGGCUCAGAUUCGUCUUCCGCCUAUUAUUAACGAGCGAAACGAAAAACUCAAGACCGAGAUGAUGUCCAGCUUGAAGGAUUUGGGCAAUAUGAUACUCAAACCCUUCGGCCUGUCCACACAGAAUUUCCAAAUGCAACAAGAUCCCAACACGGGCUCGUAUUCCAUAAACUUUAACCAAAAACCAAGCUAGUUGAAAGUCAACCCGAAUAAAAAAUAAAGCUGUUUUCGAGGAUGAUGUAGAAAAUAGCAGUUUAGCCGUAGAAAGUCGUGACCAAGUCACCAUACAUUUUACACAUAUUUCAAUAGAAAGAUACGCAUUUUAAUCACAAUCAGGUUACUACAAAUUUGCGCCUAAGAUCACCUGAUAAUAUAUAAUUUUUCUCAGAUUUUUGCUUUCAUUAUUUUACAAUGUGCAUGUUGUGAUAUGCAGUAAUGUAUUAGGUUCCUUUCGGACUUAAACCUGUCUUAAUUAUUAAAUGUUAUGGAUAAUUAAAA
Drosophila rhopaloa is the source of this 1223-nucleotide messenger RNA. It is a transcript of the gene Ttc1, whose product is annotated as tetratricopeptide repeat protein 1. Bases 115 to 918 code for a protein of 267 amino acids. Gene Ontology annotation, molecular function: protein binding. The transcript has 2 exons. The record is from RefSeq and is a predicted model, not a curated record. Lineage: Eukaryota; Metazoa; Arthropoda; Insecta; Diptera; Drosophilidae.